Papilio polytes (common Mormon) is the source of this 642-nucleotide messenger RNA. RefSeq lists its product as uncharacterized. The transcript has a single exon. The coding region runs from base 43 to 642 and encodes 199 amino acids. The record is from RefSeq and is a predicted model, not a curated record. NCBI's taxonomy places the organism in Eukaryota, Metazoa, Arthropoda, Insecta, Lepidoptera, Papilionidae.
GUCGUAAACUUAACAAUUUACAUUGGAAACUACAUCAACGAAAUGAAUGUACCCAAUUGGAGAUCUUUUAUUAAUGCGACGGGUUCCGCAUUGCUGAAAUGCGUUACAUUUAUGACAACAUUGAAAACAGAGAACAGUGUACAUUGUGAUAGUAUAAACGAGGUGCUUUUCUACGGAGCAGAAGAUGAUAAAAAGUCGGAAGAAAUCGGAACAAACAAUCUGUUGUGCAUUUACUAUGUGGUAAUCCACGCUUGUCGUUCAAUAGACGUUUGCUUACCGACUUUGAACAGUGAUACUAUAUCCAAAUGUCUCUCAAAUGUGCAUAAGAGAAACUGUGUAGUUAUACGAAUAGUGUUGUAUAACGCCGACAACCAAGAUAUAGUGCAAGGACUUGUGAAACAAGGAAUUGCUGUGAAGAUAGUUAAUUUAGCGCCAAAAUUGGAACACGAAUUUAUAAUCAUAGACGCGAUUGAUGAAUGUAAAGAUGCAGUGGCGGUACUUGGAUCGUUAGAUUACGAAAUAUCAAGAGUAAAUUGUAACAGAGAUUCUACUCUACUUACAUCUGAUUUUACAGUGAUUCAUGCUUUAAAAAAAGAAUUCGACAGAAUAUGGUCUAUUGAAGAAAUUGUUGAAUUGAGUUGA